Dermacentor silvarum is the source of this 1259-nucleotide messenger RNA. RefSeq lists its product as uncharacterized. The record is from RefSeq and is a predicted model, not a curated record. Bases 36 to 1259 code for a protein of 407 amino acids. Gene Ontology annotation, molecular function: nucleic acid binding; zinc ion binding. NCBI's taxonomy places the organism in Eukaryota, Metazoa, Arthropoda, Arachnida, Ixodida, Ixodidae. The transcript has a single exon.
AAGAAGAAGACGGCGUUCCGAACGGUCGCGCUUUGAUGUCCUCCGCUCAAAAGGAUCAAUCGGCCACUGGCCGAGGUGCUGCCCAGGCUCAAGCCAGCAGUAAUGACUACCGUAUCGUCCUGCCUCGUCUCCCAACUGGUAAGCUCGUCACCGAUUCCGUUUUUCUACAUGCUGACCUAACCGGACGCCCAUAUCGUGCUCAAGACUUCAGAGACGCUCUCCGGAAGAUUAUAGACUUGAGAGAAAUAAUCUCAAUAGGACAAUUCCAGAUGUCCCACGUCUGGAUGGUGACGUGCAAAUCGCCAUCUGCGAAAGCCAGAUUAGUGACCUGCGGUGAAUUUCUGGUAAAGUCUAAGAGAUGUGUUGUGAUUGAUCCGGAGCCAGCGGAAGUAAAGAUUAAGAUGCUAUGGCUUCCUGAACAUUUAGAGGAUGCUUACAUACGCGAGGCACUACAGACUUUCGGAAAAGUGCUGUCAAUAUCCAAGGAAAGCUGGAAAGUAUCAGAUAUGGAAGAAAUGCGAACUCUCAAUCGAGAUGUUGUUCUGUCACUUGCUGAUGGUGUCAGUGUCGCCGAUAUCCCACACUUACGGACAGUCUGCGGAAUACAAAGCCUUCUACUCGUCCCUGGAAGACCACCACUGUGCCUUCGCUGCCACAAAGUUGGUCACAUUCGCCGUCACUGUCGCACGCCUAGGUGCGACGAUUGCCGACGCUUUGGGCACACGACUGCAGACUGUGUAGUAACGUAUGCUGACAAACUGCGACACCGCACAAGGCCUUCAGAUGACGCACUGCAAGAACACAUCAUGGAUGUCACAGAGGUCCUAGAUGCAACGGGAGAUCUGCCAGCUGACACCAGCGAAGUUCCACCACCGGUCAGCGCAGAAGCUUGCGAGACUGCAUCGACUGAGAUCACAACGGCACAGAAGAGUCAAGAGCCAGAGACCGUUGAAGCAGUUAGCAGCGAACUCGCAAAAGAAGAUAUUCCAGUUGCAGAAACCGCCACUGCUCAGCUAUCGAACCAGUGUCCAACCCCUAUGGAGAACACACACUCCAACAACACUUUGCUGAAGCGCCGUGCCUCGACAACCUCUGUGUCGAGUGAGGAGAACAGCACGCCUAAUGCUUCCAGACAACUGCGUCGCCGACGUUCACCCAAACAUAAAGAGAGGCACCGACGGUCAAGAUCUAGAAGGCCGGGUGUUGGUGGAGGAGAGGAAUCUCCUUCGUCCUCCACGCCUGAUCUCACGCAGCAUUGA